Molecule: messenger RNA, 753 nt
Organism: Symbiodinium necroappetens
Lineage: Eukaryota; Dinophyceae; Suessiales; Symbiodiniaceae
Source: the annotation of a GenBank genome assembly
AUGCUCGGCAAAGAGAUCACAGAAAAUGUGCGUGAGCAGGUCACUGUUCGAUAUCAGAUGCUGCCGACAUGGUACACUCUCUUCGCUCAAUGGGCCUUGGCGGGGCAGCCAAUCCUUCGGCCGCUUUGGUUUCAGGAUGCUGCAGAUUCGGAGGCCUUCCGCCACCAAAACACACACUUCCUGCUGGGGAGCGAUGUGCUCGUGCGGGCAAUUACCAAGCGGGGUGAAGACACUCUGAACGUGUACUUGCCGUCAGGAAGCUGGUUUGAUUUCUGGAGCAUGGAGGCCGCACCGCUUGUGGGAGGCAAGUCGCACUCGGUCAAGGCUGACCCUUCGCACGUGCCUGUAUACGUCAGGGCUGGUGCGAUUCUCCCAAAGAAGAUGAGGCGCCGUCGCAGUUCCCUAGCGAUGGCUUCCGACCCGUACACGAUUGUGGUGUAUGGGGAAAAGGCAGGAGGCCAUGUGUACAUGGAUGAUGGCCAAAGCCACGACUUCAUGCGGGGCCACUUCGUUUACGAUAAGCUCAGCUUCGACGGCCAAGAGCUGGUCUCAGAGCCGGCGCAGACACUGCACAUGGCGGGUGCUGCCAAAGGCGCAGCAGGCAGCUUCAAACAGAGCACCGCGGUGGAGCGGUUGGUCUUCGUGGGGCUCCCAUCCAGCCCGGUGAGUGCAGACAUGGAGGGAAAGGAGACUUUCCAGGCGGAUACGAUUGACGUAAGCCCUUCAAUGCAGACGCUGCAGACACGCAGGUGA